AUGGUCGCGGAUCUUCUGGAACAUGCAGUCUCAAACUCGGCUUCGAGACUGGACCUGACGAUGGCAUGCGAUGGACUAGAAUUGCGACGCGUUGAAUGGCCUAUUCCUCAAAGCGAGAAAGUCUUGGGGUCCAAGUCGUCUCGUUACACAGCCUGUUCAAGUCCGCAUUCGACCAAGCAAGCUGAGCUCGAGCAAGCCAAAAAAAAAAAGGUUUCGAACAAGUUCGUGCGGCUGAACCCGCAGAUGGCUUUGACCCACGAAUUUAAAGUAGAGGUCAGUUGUUGCGAUUCUGCGCUCGUCGACCACAACAUGUUGAGAUUGCAGAUUCCUUGUCGCUAUCAUCCAAUCAAAGGCAAGAUGGCCGAGCGGUCUAAGGCGCUAGCUUCAGGUGCUAGUCAAGUAAUUGGCGUGGGUUCGAAUCCCACUCUUGUCAAGUUUUUGCCCAGAUCUCAUGAAGGUGUCUCUGGAGAUAAUUCAUUUUUGUCAAGAUUGGAAAGGCAUGAUGCCAAAGGCACAUUUCCAAACGAUUAG
Messenger RNA from Colletotrichum godetiae, 531 nucleotides. RefSeq lists its product as uncharacterized. The record is from RefSeq and is a predicted model, not a curated record. Lineage: Eukaryota; Fungi; Ascomycota; Sordariomycetes; Glomerellales; Glomerellaceae. Bases 1 to 531 code for a protein of 176 amino acids. The transcript is spliced from 5 exons.